GGGAGAUGAGGCUAUUUUUGUUUGAAGCUGAUACUUCUAGCUGAGCCACAAGUACUGCUUGGAAAGGGCUUAGGUUGUUUCCAGGGGGAGAACUCUGCAGAGAAGAGGCAAAGUUCAACAGGACCACGAAAAGCAGCUGAAAACAGCCAGGAAGAGCAAGAGCCCUCCGCUAGCCCUCUACCAGAGUUCAAUAAUCCUACCAUAUUCUGCAAAGCACCACUUGACUGCAACUUUUCAACCUGAUUGACUUCUGCAUCCACCAUGACUGAGAUCACCGCUGAAGGAAGUACAUCUACAACAACAGCUGUGAUAGACAACAAAAAUGGAUCUGUGCCCAAGUCCCCUGGAAAGGUGCUGAAGAGGACUGUCACGGAAGACAUCGUGACAACCUUCAGCUCUCCUGCAGCCUGGCUUCUGGUCAUCGCUCUGAUAAUCACAUGGUCAGCGGUUGCUAUCGUUAUGUUUGACUUGGUGGAUUACAAAAACUUUUCAGCAAGCUCCAUUGCCAAGAUUGGCUCAGAUCCUCUAAAGUUCGUAAACGAUGCUGUGGAGGAAACCACUGACUGGAUCUAUGGCUUCUUUUCCUUGCUUUCUGACAUCAUCUCAUCUGAAGGUGAUGAGGAGGAUGAGGAUGCAGAUGAAGACAUUGAUAAAGGAGAAAUAGAAGAACCUCCCUUGAAAAGAAAAGAAAUGCACAAUGAAAAGGCUGAAAAGCAGGAGAAACCAGAGAAGAAAAUACAAACUAAAGUUUCACAAAGAGAAAAGGAAAAAGGAAAAGAAAAAAUCAAAGAAGGAGAAAAACCCGAGAAGAAAGCAACCCACAAGGAGAAACUUGAGAAAAAAGAAAAAGGAGAGACAAAGACAACGGCAAAAGAAGAGAAGAAAGCUAAGACUAAGGAAAAGACUGAAGAAAAGACCAAGAAGGAAAUGAAAGUCGGGAAAAAGGAGAAAGGGAAGCCAGCAGCUGCAAAAGUGAAAGAAACUCCUUCAAAAACCCCACCAAAAGCCAGAGAGAGGGAUGACAAAGAGACCACAGCUGUGCCUGAGCAUGAACAGAAAGAUCAGUAUGCAUUCUGUCGAUAUAUGAUUGACAUGUUUGUCCACGGGGAUUUGAAGCCAGGACAAAGCCCAGCCUUACCACCACCAUCACUGAAAGCACCAGUUUCUAGAUCUGCUCUGUCAACACCGGCUCCUGAAGAAAAAGAAGAGGAGGCAAAGAAAGCAGAGAAGAAAGUUACUUCUGAAACAAAAAAGAAAGCAGAAAAAGGAGAAGCCAAAAAGAAAAGUGAGAAGGAACCCGACCCUGAUGUGAAAAGCAAAGAGCCAGGCAAAUCUCCUGAAGCCAAACAAACAACUGCAAAAGUCACAGCACAAGCAGCAGCUAAAAAAGAUGAGAAGAAAGAAGAUUCCAAGAAAACGAAAAAAACUCCAGAAGAACAACCCAAGGGGAAAACAAAGUCACCAAAAAAGGAACAUCCGGCUCCAAGUGAAAAACACGGGAAAAUAAAAGCUGAACGAUCCAAAGAAGAGAUUGCUGCUGCCUCAACCAAAAAGGCCGUGCACGGAAAGAAAGAAGAGAAAUCCAAGACAGUGGAGCAAGAAACGAAAAAAGAAAAAUCUGGGAAAAGUUCUUCUGUUUUGAAAGACAAAGUACCUGAAACUAAAAAAGGUGAAAUGAUCUCCAAAGCAGGCAAAGAUGCAAAGCCCAAACCACCACAGCCACAAGUGAAAAAAGAAGAGAAAUCAGAGCCACAAAUUAAAAAGGAAGCAAAACCAGCACCGUCUGACAAAGGUCAAGUACGCAAACACGACCAUCCCAAACCGGAGCAAGUUACUCCUCAUGGUAAACCAGAACAGAAGGUUUUCAAGCAGGUAAAAGCUAUCACAGCGGAAAAGACAGAAAAAGCUGAUCCUCAAGAUAAAGAGCCUCAGUCUAUUAAAACAGAAAAGCCUAAGCCAUCUUCAAAAGGAACAUCAGAAGUCACAGACUCAGGGAAGAAGAAAACUGAAAAAUCUGAAAAGGAAAAUAAAGAAGAUUCCAAAGACACAUCAGCUUCAAAGAAAGACAAAGAAGAUUCCAAAGAUGCACCAGUUUCAAAGAAAGACAAAGAAGUAACUGAUGAGGUACCUUCCCCAAAGAAGCAAAAAAAUCCGAUCAGUUUCUUCCAAUGUGUCUACUUGGAUGGAUACAAUGGCUAUGGAUUUCAGUUUCCUGUCACUCCUGCCCAACGUCCUGGAGAAAACUCUGGGAAACCCAACUCUCCAGGACAGAAACAGCAAGGACAAUAGACACCCGUGCAUGACCCUGACAACUGCAUUAGGGGGUGAAAAUUGAAUCUUCUCUUUAGUCCACAGUGGCACAGGCAAUUGAAACUAUCCAAUGCUGAGAUUUCAUUGUAAACAUUCUACCUUUCUGCCUGGCAUAGAGAGAUGGUGUGGACAAAGGGGUUGACUAAUAAGCAAAUGUGUUGGAGGGUCUAAUGCUUAAGAAUCUUCAUGUGUGUCUGCUGCUGUGGGACGGGUACUUACAUUUAGCUGUUUCUAGUCAUUGUAUGGUUGUAUACCCAUUAAAGUUUAUUUUGUAUUGGUCUUCUAAAUAUAAUUGGGUAAUUGGCCCAUUACAAAAUGAAAUUUCUGGCUUCAGGUAGUUUUUAAAGUGGUAACAGACUAUGUUCUAGGUGUAAAUGGUAGAGGAGCGUGAAUAAAAGUUGCUCUUCUGAAUCAUGGGAGUAAACUCAGUUUACUCAAAGACCUAUGUGCAUCAUUAUAUUCGUGUCUGUUUCUAGUUCAGUUGUGGCAAGGUUCUACAACAGUUAUGACUUACACCAGAGUGUUGUAAGUCCCUUGUCACAUUCUUAAAACUCAAAGUAUCAGACAGACAGGACAUGACAAGGAACAGAUGCUUGACAAAUCUUAUUUUUGAGGUUUGUCUUGAGCUACAAUUUAGACAUGUGGACAUGUACUUGUAGUAAAGCAUGUCUAGCAAAUCAUUCAUUUAAUACGGGAAUGAGGAGAUGUGAAAUUAUCACAUGUCUCCAGAUUAUGUCCCAGUGAAAACAUCACCUGGGUGAAGGUUUAGAUAAAUCAAUAAUCAUGCGUGACCAAGGCAAACAUAAUUUUAUUUCUCAAUACAUUCUUUCUGUAAAAUUAAAUGUUUUCUUUUUCAACUGAAAACAAUACAAAUGCUGUAAAAGUUCAAGUGAGACAUUUUGGUCCUAGAUAUGUUCAUGAGGUGUCUUACUUUCUUUUGACUAAUUGGACAUUAAUGCCAAUUAAAUUAAUGGCAUUUUUUAACUUACUCAUCCAUGUCCAUCACUAUAAAUAACAGUUGAGAGUGUUCAUCUUCCUGGUGAUACACUCAGUUUUAAUGAACUUUUCUUAUCAACUUUAGAAAAUGUGUCUGUAAUUUUUCAGCACAUUUCCAGUUGCAGCUGAACCUAUGACAAAUUAGCUCAGGAAAUGGCUUACCAUUUCUGGCACUAUCAUCAACUCAGCAUUGACUGAGCUACUCAGUGAAUGACCUAGCCAUGUGAUUGGUUUUCAAGCAACGCAACCAACUACAGUUCUUGAGAUCCAAAAUACAGGUCAGUUUUAUCAAUCCCCGGGUAAGGUGUGGAUUAUAUAUUCAGCAUUAAUGUUGGAACAUCAGUAACUUUUGUAAGAAAGUUAGUUUUAACCAGAUGCUGACAGACUUAAUUCACACCACAAAAGCCAACACCACAAUGAACUAGAUUCAUGGAACCAUUUGGAGGGGAAGGGAAACCUAGAAAUACAUCAUUUCACAUCUGAGCAGAUGGUACCAUCUUGCAAAGUCCCUUCAUUCAGCAAUUCAAAAUUACAAGGAGGACAGUGGAUAAAGUGUUCCCUUUAGAUGCAGUUUCAUCCAUGCAAUUUCCUGAAUAAAGGAAGAGAGAGCAAAUGUGAUAGUUGUUUUAAAAUUCACAUAACAGGAUGGUUUAUCCACUAUGUUAGCCUUCAGUGACUGUGUACCAAGCGCUUAGUCUUUCAACUCUGUGUCAGGUACUAUACUGUGUAACAAAAUACAGCAAUAGAUUUUACUUAGUGCUAUUCUGGCACAGUAGAUGACAUUGGAAAAUUUACUAAAAGGACUGAAUCUGUAUCUCCAUGUGUAAAGGAGAAGCAUCAAAACAAACAGCUCAAUGCUUCACAGAUUUACUGUGGAGACAGAUAGGUGUCUUAAUAUGGAUAUGUUUGAAAACAUUUUCUGAAAUUUUGUUUUUGGAGAUGACACUAAUUUUAUCUCCAUGGACUUUUAAAUAUCAUCGUCUAUUUUCUUUAUGAAACAAAUUGAUAAAAAAUUAACAGAUGCUAUUUAAAUGCAAUUGUAGAUUUAGAGAAACCAAUUAUGGUGCAAUUAACAUUAACAAUAAUUGUUAAAGUUUGUCUAAAAUUUCAAUGAUGAUUAUAAUUUGAAAAUAUCAU
Molecule: messenger RNA, 4443 nt
Organism: Peromyscus californicus insignis
Lineage: Eukaryota; Metazoa; Chordata; Mammalia; Rodentia; Cricetidae
Gene: Trdn
Product: triadin
Exons: 36
Coding region: 262-2289 (675 amino acids)
Cellular component (GO): sarcoplasmic reticulum; membrane
Molecular function (GO): signaling receptor binding
Source: RefSeq, a predicted model, not a curated record